Penicillium daleae is the source of this 1785-nucleotide messenger RNA. RefSeq lists its product as uncharacterized. Gene Ontology annotation, molecular function: protein binding. The coding region runs from base 1 to 1785 and encodes 594 amino acids. Lineage: Eukaryota; Fungi; Ascomycota; Eurotiomycetes; Eurotiales; Aspergillaceae. The transcript is spliced from 2 exons. The record is from RefSeq and is a predicted model, not a curated record.
AUGAGACUCUCCGAUCUUCCAUCGGAGAUAAUCUGCAAUAUUGCUCUACAUAUUCCAACAGCAAAUGGAAUUACCCGCCUGGCGCAGACAUGCCGCCGAAUAUAUAACAUUAUCUCCGCCGAAGAAUCAUGGCUAUUCCGAGCGUUCGUCCAAACAAAAUUUCCAGCGAUCAACACGCCGCCCUUCUGGAAAGAUGCAGCAUGUGCGCUCACAUCGCGCUCACGCGCCGUGGACCGACUGGGUGUCAUCGGGCGAUUCGUGAUCUUGCCUAAGAGCAUCACCCGCAUUGGAAUCCAAGAGGAAACCCGACAGGAUAAUCCCACGAUGGGCUAUCGCCCUCCCAUCGACUCAUACGAGACCUGGAAUGGGCAGUCUUGGGCCGAUAGGAAAGAAGUUCUUGCAUGGGGUGCUGGCGAAAAACUCUUGAUGCGAAGCAAGCAGUCCGGAAAACAGCCCCGAGAUGAUUGGAUCUUAUUCAACGAUGUGGACGAGCCCAGCAGCCAUGAAGAUAUCCUAGGCUUGCAUGUUUUGCAACCGGAGCAUGGAAAAGAGGCUGAUAUUGAGAAUGUCAUCUUUGGACGGAGACAAGGCGAUAUUCGCCACAUCGCACUCUCCAUAACCGACGCCAGCUACGAAUACAAAAAGACAUUUCGAACCGAAGGGUUGGAGCUCGAUGAGACAGACUUGAUGCAUGGUUCCAAUCCGAUACUGUGUGCUCAGUUUCUUCAAGGCUCGACUGCGCUCUAUCAUACUGGUACCGACGCCGAAGAUGUCCAACCGUUCGCUUGGAUUCGCCCUGACCGAUCUUCGCGCGGCCGGAAAGCGAAGCUGCUCUCAUCAUCGCGGAUUGCCGUGGCUACUAUGGACGACAAAAAUUCUCUAGUCAUUUCAAGAAUCGCACAAGACGGAAUCUUCACGGAAGAUACAAUCGGUAUCUCUUCCCUGGACGUGGAUGACAAAUUGGGCCAUUAUACUUGCCAGGCCAUCAGCGCCAUCGCACCUCUCAACAACCACCCAUUGGCUGGGUCACCCGGUGAUGUUUUCCUCGCUGCAUGGGGUGACCGUGCUGUCCGCCUUCACGAUCUUAGAUCUCCCCGGUCUUACGAAACAACAUACGAAGACCCCACGGAUGACAACUUCAUAUACAGCGUGCGCGCGUUCGGACACGACCGUUUCCUGGUUGGAUCUGGGGGCAAUGCCCUAAUCAAACUGUUCGACCUGCGCUGCACCAGUUACAGUUACCUCGAAGCCCAAGGCCCUCGGCCGAAAGCCCCUAGCAACGCACCAAUUGCCCAUAACCACGGUCAAUAUCCAAGCAAAGAUUUCAACAUUUUCCUUUCUGCCCAGCCACCCGCUGUCUUCCACCGACACAUCACCUCCCGUCGGCGUAGAGUGGCCGCUUAUCCAUACAGAGGCCCGAUAUACAGCAUGUCCGUGCCCUCGGCGUCCUCCCCAACUGUCUAUACCGGCGUAGCAGGCGGGCUCAUCCGGCUUGACUUUGCAUCCACGGAUGAUUUAACCGGACCAGCGAAGGAAUGGUAUGAUUGCAAUCUCAAUCUUGGCUUUGAUGCAGAGAUGAAACCAGCAGAUGGGUCCAGCUUCUUCACGGUGGCGGGAUAUGAGAGACCGGACCCACGUGAUUUGACUACUACGUCGAAGCUCAGGAAACAACACGGCUCUUGGAAUUUUGAGCUCGAUGGUGUUCGAAGGAAUGUGGUGACUGGUUGGGAUCAUCGGUGGGAGGCUCUGGAAAAGCCCGGGGCCUGGCGGCGACAGGAUGGUUAG